AUGUCCUCCACCAACGAUAACGCCCCCUCGCCGCUCCCGGCUGACGGGGUGAGCAAGCGCAAGCAGGGUUCCGCCGCCUGCGUCCACUGCCACCGGCGCAAGGUCCGCUGCGAUGCCCGCGUCGUCGGGCUUCCAUGCACCAAUUGUCGCAGCUCUGGAAAGUCCGAUUGUCGCAUCCACGAAAAAAAGAAGCGCUUGGCGGUGCGGUCGAUCCUCGACCCCGUUCCGAUCCGAUCUCGGCCUCUACCAACCCUAGACCAGGUCGCCAACCCCGUCACAGCGGCAACUGCCUUACCUCCAAGUUUUCCCACGGCAUUUUCGAGUGGCCAAUCUUCGACACCGCUAUCCGGUGGUCCAACACAGCAUGGGUUUCUAUCGAAUGUUCAGCCGGAGCCCUUCGGACGCCAAGGCCCGGACCUGUCGCAUGCCCAUGAAGCCCACACAGAAAUGGAGCAACAUCUCGUCAAAUUGAUCGACGAAGAGGAUUCUGGUAGACGAGAGAUCCAGCGAGGUGUGCGGGCCUUUUACGUUGGUCAUGAGCAUUCUAAUAUGUCAUUCUUGAUUCGUCAACAGCGCGAUCAAGAUGAUGAUGUAUACCAUUUCGCCAGCAAUGAAAUUCCCCGGAGACAGAUGAAGACUGGUCACGACCAGCUCUUAAUGGAUGCAUUGACACUUCCUGAGCCAGCUCUAGCGGAUGAGUUGGUGCAGGCAUAUUUUACCUACGUCAAUCCAGGAUACCCAAUCGUGGACGAAGAUCUGUUCAUGACGCAAUACCGAAACCGAGACCCUGCGGAUCCACCGCCAGUUUUGCUUCUGCAGGCCAUCUUGCUAGUUGGCUCGCAUGUCACUCGAGGCAAGGCUGAGCGAGACACAUUGAAAGAGAUCUUCUUCCGUCGUACAAAGUAUUUGUUCGACAAUCGCGUUGAACGAAAUCGAGAUAUCCUCGUACAAGUCGCCCUGCUCCUUACCUGGCAUUCAGAUAGCGCCGAUGAUGAUGUUGCUGCAGAUGCACACUUUUGGGUCGGCGUAGCUGCACGAAUUGCUACUGGUUUGGGAAUGCAUCGAAACCCUGUCUCCAGUCGCUUCGUGACUCGAGACAGGAGAAUGUGGAGGCGAGUUUGGUACAUUAUCAUACAGUUUGAUGUCAUGGUCUCACUUUCAUACGGCCGACCGCAAGCGAUAAAUUUGGAUGAUUCAGAUGUGGCACCAUUAACGCCCGCAGAUUUUGAGAAUUGUGGCCCACACGUUCAAACAGAGUUCGUAAUCAACUUCACCGAGCUUUGUACGAUGAUUUCGUAUCUCAUUCGGGACCGAUUUGGCCUUCGGGCAUCCGACGAACGACGGAAGGCUGUUCUUCAAGAAGCCGACGAGUCGCUAGCCAACUGGUCUCUCAAACUGCCAGAUAAUUUACGACUCCGAGCAUCUGAUAUGGAUCCAUGGUCUGCUAUGCUCCAUCUGACGUACAACAACUUCCUCAUUCUGCUACACCGACCUCACCCCCGAGCCUCGGCGUACUCAGACGACUACGGGCCGCACGAUGCAGAAAUUUGUAGUGCGGCAGCAGGUGUCAUUGCUUCCAUCUUCGAAGAGCUUCGACUUAACGAUCGCCUGAAGUUCCUUUGGUACACUGGCGUUCACACGCUAUUCACCGCCAUGAUCCAAGUCCGGGUCGAACUUCGAUUCUCGAAUCCAGUCCUCGCAAUCAACGCGCUUCGUCGGUUCGAUUCGGCCUCUUAUUCUCUGCGAGAAUUGGCUCAAUACUGGGUCCACGCAGGUACAAUUCUUCGUCUCUUUGAAGACUCGAAGCGUCUCCAGGAUGACCUGCGUCUUGAUCGAACCAAGCCACCGUACAAUGGCACCCAAGCAACGAAGUUACCUGUCACGGCACCAGACGCCGCGGCAGCUGUCAUGGCCUCUCAAACACCCCAGCCACUUGGAUUCGGCGUUCCUACCCCGGAAUCUACCCCAAUGCAGCAUACCACAAUUUCCCCGCAAGCACAUGCCACUCCACAAUUCGAUAAUUGGAUCACUGCACCCCUCAGACUCAAUGUGGGGCCAUUGGAAACAAACGAUACCUAUUCGAGUACCCCCAUGCAGGUGGACCACAUGGAACAGAGCCGCGAUUAUCCAGAUUGGAGACAGCUUUUCUCCUUCACGGAUGCGGAUCUACCUGUCUCCUCCAUGCCGAUGGAAGGACUCAUGGAAUUGGAGAACGAGUGGCGCCAAAUUUAUUGGCAAGACACCCCGAUGGCGGAUAUGAUGCAAGACGGCGGCUGGAUCCCGGGCUAG
Molecule: messenger RNA, 2289 nt
Organism: Penicillium waksmanii
Lineage: Eukaryota; Fungi; Ascomycota; Eurotiomycetes; Eurotiales; Aspergillaceae
Exons: 3
Coding region: 1-2289 (762 amino acids)
Biological process (GO): DNA-templated transcription; regulation of DNA-templated transcription
Molecular function (GO): DNA-binding transcription factor activity, RNA polymerase II-specific; DNA binding; zinc ion binding
Source: RefSeq, a predicted model, not a curated record